Molecule: messenger RNA, 1839 nt
Organism: Scheffersomyces amazonensis
Lineage: Eukaryota; Fungi; Ascomycota; Pichiomycetes; Serinales; Debaryomycetaceae
Gene: ABC1
Product: protein kinase
Exons: 1
Coding region: 18-1736 (572 amino acids)
Biological process (GO): ubiquinone biosynthetic process
Source: RefSeq, a predicted model, not a curated record
CUAGAACAGUAAUCACAAUGCCUACUGCCAAGCAAUUGUACGAAGCCUUGGUUGUGGCAAAUAAUGCUGCAAACAUAAUAUGUCAAUCGGUCAACAUUGUCAAGAAAGAAACUACUAAUUUCUAUAACUUUUCAAUUGUUACCAAACCCCUUCGGGAUUAUGAUGGAUCCUACUCAAUGUUUGAAAGUGCAAGAUUAAGAGCAGAAAAAGCAAGAAAUAAUGUUGAAGCUACUACAAGAGGUCAUAAUCCACCAAAGACUAAUAAUAUAAAUCAGAAAAGACAAUAUUCAACCAAAACCUUCAAUAAAGAUCAAAAUACUGAGCAAGAUGUUCAAAUUAGAAGGCCCAGGAAAAAGACAACUUCUGCUAGUCCAAAAAUUAUAGGUGAAGCAGAAAAGCCAGAGUUUGAGUUAUCAAGUAGUGAAGUUCCCAGUUCAAGAUUAGCUCGAAUAUUUCAUUAUGGUUCAUUAGCUGCUGGUGUAGGUAUUGGUGCUGCUACUCAAGGAUUAAAACAUAUUGCAUCAGGAAAGUCAACAUCAGAUUUAAAUCUCGGAUCAUUGAUUUUAUCACCAGCCAAUAUUGAAAGAAUGGCUAAGAAAUUUUCAAAAAUGAGAGGAGCAGCAUUAAAGAUUGGUCAAAUGAUGUCUUUUCAAGAUUCCUCUGUGUUACCAAAGGAAAUUCAACAAAUCCUAUUAAGAGUUCAAAAUUCGGCCCAUUAUAUGCCUCCAGGUCAACUUGAAAGAGUAAUGGUACAAGAAUUAGGAAAUAACUGGAGAAAGAGAUUAUUUGCAUCAUUUGAAGAUAUUCCAAUGGCUGCUGCUUCAAUUGGUCAAGUGCACACUGCUGUUACGGAAGAUUUAACUCCUGUGGUAGUAAAAGUUCAAUAUCCUGGAGUUGCAGAUUCUAUUGAUUCAGAUUUAAACAAUUUAUUAUUGUUAUUAACAGCUAGUAGAUUAUUACCAGCAGGAUUAUUUCUUGAUAAAACCAUUGCUAAUGCUAGAACCGAAUUAAAAUGGGAAUGUGACUAUAUCAGAGAAGCUCAGAAUCUUAUAGCAUUCCGUGACUUAUUAAAAGAUGAUGAAGUUUUUGAAGUUCCUAGAGUAUUUGAUAAAUUGUGUGGAGAACAUGUAUUGACAAUGGAAAGAAUGAGAGGUACAGAGAUUGUUAAGGGUAAUUGGAGUCAAGAAACUAAUAAUUGGAUUGCUACUAAUAUUAUGAGAUUGUGUCUUUUAGAGAUUAAAAAAUUUAAGUUCAUGCAAACCGAUCCUAACUGGGCCAAUUUCCUUUACAAUGAAAAGACCAAUAAGAUUGAAUUAUUGGAUUUUGGAGCUGCUAGACAAUUUGAUGAUAAAUUCAUUAAUAAUUAUGUAGAAGUUUUAAGAGCUGCUGUUAAAAAGGAUCAUAAAAAAGUUGAAUUUUAUUCUAAAGAGUUAGGUUACCUUACAGGUAUGGAAUCACCACAAAUGACUAAAGCUCAUGUUGAAUCCAUUUUAGUUUUAGGCGAAGCAUUUUCUCCAAUAGAUAAUAAGGGUAAACCUUUUGAUUUCAAUAAUCAAACCAUUACUGAUAGAGUUAGAGGUAAUAUUGGUUUAAUGUUGAAUGAAAGAUUAACUCCUCCACCUGAAGAAACUUAUUCCCUUCAUAGAAAAUUAAGUGGAGUUUUCUUAUUAUGUGCUAGAUUGAAGGCAGAGGUUCCAUGUGAAGACCUCUUCAGAGAUAUCAUUGGUUAUGAAUAAUUAUUCAGGGGGUAUAUAUAAACUGUAAAUAUAAUUGGUAUACUUAUACAUAUUAGAUCGAACCGAUAAGGAAAAAUAAAAUAUAUAAAAAGUUAAAAAAAAA